AAAUUCAACUUUUGUGGGAUUGGUUUAGUAUUAAUAUAAAUAUUUGUAUUAAAGAAGAAGCGUUUCGUGUCAUCGUGGUGCGAAAGCUGUUGCCAGAGCGUGUGAACAGAGUCUCGUGUGCGGUAAAACCCUCCCUCUUUGCUCGCAGCUUUUCCGCAUCGAAAGGCGCCGCUAUCUCGUCUCGUAUCUGCUGCACUUUUUCUCAGCUUAUUUAGAAGAAGAAGUCGAGUCAGGCGGUUAUACUUCUCCUAAACUCGCUUUCGUCUCCCUGCUUGGUUCCGUUUGGCCGGCAGCAGCAGCAGCUCGGCGUUUGUAGGCAUGAAGGACCAGAACAGUGCAGAAAACAUCCAGGCGAUCCUCCAAGAAGCUCCUGCUGCCCGGAGAGCUCUUCUUGACAACUAUGAGAACUUGCAUAAGGUGGCCGAAUACUGUGAGCACAACUACCUCAAGGCUGAAGGCAGUGACACAAAAAAGGCUUUAGAAGAGACCAAGGCCUUCGCCACCCAGUCCCUGGCCAGCGUGGCAUACCAGAUCAGCACGCUUGCAAGCAAUGUUCUCAAACUUUUGGAUGCCCAGACUGUUAAUUUGGGGCAGAUGGAGUCCUCCAUCAACCUUAUUGCUCAGACAGUAGACAUGCACCGUGAGAAGGUGGCUCGCAGGGAGAUUGGUGUCUUCACCACAGUGAAGAAGGUACCACGCAGCCAGAAGGUCAUCCCCCCUGCCAUCAAAGAACAGCACCCCAAGUACUCUCGCACACCCAUCAGCUAUACUGCCCUAGACACAAUUGGCCAUGGAAUGAAGGAUUCUGGGACCCAGCUCAGUCGAAUAGGAACUCUGAACCGCAAACAGAGUUCUCGAGAAGCUGGGGGCACACUUGGUCGUACUGCACGACCCCGAGAGCCAGUGCAGUGCCCUGUCGCUCCAACAGUGUCAAAAGCAUCAUCUGUAUCUUCUCUCACCGAUCGCUCUGUGGGGUCUAGCUUCGGCAUUGCUGUGCCUCCGCCCAUGGUGCCUGAUUUUCCAGCUCCAGAUUUCACAGUUCCUCCAUUGGAGGACAGCAUACCACCUCUUCUGGUGAACACAGACAUGCCCCCUCCACCAUCUCCUCCACCUUCAGCCAUCUCCAUGGAUGUUCCUCCUCCCCCACCACCACCACCCCCACCACUGAGUGUCCCAGGGCCCUCCAUCCCUCCACCCCCUCCUCUUCUGGAGACUGUGGCAGAAGAAAAUAGCUUCCCUUUGCCAUCAGAAGCAGACACCUUGCCUGCACCAGUCAAUGACACAUUUGAGCUGCCAGUGCCACCUUCUUUCGAGCCUGAAGAUUUCAAUUCAGCUCUGUGCUCCAAACGGUUUCGGGGGCUACGCCACCCUCCUACCACACGUUCAAGCAUUCUUCGGGGCCGUCUGGCCCCCUCCACCCGUGCACUGCGUAGCCUUUCUCUUGCACUGCCUUCCUCUCACUCAUUCAUCAUCCCCCCGCCCCCUCCAUACCCUCCACCUGUAGCCCCCCUGGCCUUGUUGAGUCCUCUUUAUGGCCUUUCUGACUGCUUGCAACACCUAGACAUGGAAUUCCAGGCCCCGCCCCCACCCCCUGAUAACAUGGAUGCUUAUGAUGACAUCAUGCCCCCUCUUCCACCUCCUGUUGAUUAUGACCAAUCUGCACCUGGCAAUUACUUGGAGAAAGUGGUGGCACUUUACAGUUACAACUCAGAUAAACCCGGUGACCUGUGCUUUGAAGAAGGGGCCAUCAUCUAUCUUACCAAGAGGAAUGAUAAUGGCUGGUGUGAGGGAGUCCUGAAUGGGAUGGAGGGCUUCUUUCCGGAGAAUUAUGUGGAGCCAACCAGCUAACAACUUUUUCCAGCCUCUGCGUUCACCGCAAUAGGUCUGUAUAUAGUAAUAGCUGUUAAGGAUGAACAAUGGAGUUCAAAUCAAAAUUUUUGUCUCAAUCUCCAUUUCAAUUUAUGAGAUUGUCAGUUCUUUACUACACUCUACGGAUACAUGUCCAACCAGUUUUUACCGAAAUUAGAAGCUUUUAUAUGUAGCACCCACAUUCACGCUUUACCAUAUGUGCAGUCCUUAGAAAAAUCCUGUAGUUGGAAAGACUCUUGUUACUGAGAGGUUGAUUUAAGGUUAUUGUAUUGGCCAUUCCAUAUGCAUAUACAUAUGGAAUUACUAACUAUGUACUGCAACUUCAGUUUACUGAGAAUUGUGUGGUGGCCUACCACUUAUCCAAAGGUGUUAAUAAUUAUUAGAAAAGAUAUAACCAUCAAUCUUCAAGAGAUAAUGUAAGAUGGGGGUCUCAAGCCAUUAGAGAGUAUCCACCCAAUCCGCUAAAUUAUUACUAAUACUUUUGACAUAUUUUAUAGACAUUUGUCAGCAAUUUCAAUGAGAAUA
Messenger RNA from Scleropages formosus (Asian bonytongue), 2394 nucleotides. RefSeq names its product ABI gene family member 3-like. Gene Ontology annotation, molecular function: SH3 domain binding; signaling adaptor activity. The record is from RefSeq and is a predicted model, not a curated record. Gene Ontology annotation, biological process: neuron migration. Gene Ontology annotation, cellular component: lamellipodium; actin-based cell projection; SCAR complex. The transcript has 11 exons. Lineage: Eukaryota; Metazoa; Chordata; Actinopteri; Osteoglossiformes; Osteoglossidae. The coding region runs from base 319 to 1848 and encodes 509 amino acids.